AUUCUGAGAUGGCUUCGGACGCCUUGGCAGGACACUUGGCAGAGGGCGAUGCCAGGCGCAGCUGGCAGCGUUAACUCUUUGCUGGCUGCCAGCAGCCAUAUCUGAAGAGGUACAGCUAUCUCCCUGGCAGCCAGCCGAGCAGAAACUUCUGGGGUCUCUGUCCAAGUCCCAUGGAUGGCGAGGCGUGCUGUGGUCCGAUCAUCCCUGUUGUCCCCUCCCAGCUACUAUGAAGCAGUACACGAUGGGCGUGGGCCAACUAGCCCUGAGUACCCAUUCCUUGGAAGCUGGUACCACUACAUGGGUCAAGAGCCUCCCUCAUACAAGCGACGGGGAGGUGUGGUGGACCACCGUGAUAUCAUUAUGGCACAUCAGGCCCACAAAAUCCACAAUACACCUCAGGCUCAGCGCAAGGAGUGGGAGAUGGCUCGGUUUGGAGAUGAAGUGCCAGCCCGCUAUGGGGCAGGAGGUCCAGGGGGAGCUGGCUCUGGAACAGCAAGCGGUGGAGGUGGCCGGGGUGCUGGGGGCGUCCGGCAAGGUGGUCCCCCGGGGGCCCAGAGGAUAUACAAACAGUCGAUGGCCCAGCGAGCCCGUACCAUGGCACUCUACAAUCCCAUUCCUGUUCGGCAGAGCUGCCUGACUGUCAACCGCUCCCUCUUCCUCUUCAGUGAGGACAACGUGGUGAGGAAAUACGCCAAAAAGAUCACCGAAUGGCCUCCUUUUGAAUACAUGAUUUUAGCAACCAUCAUAGCAAACUGCAUUGUCCUUGCGCUGGAGCAGCAUCUGCCUGAUGAAGACAAGACGCCAAUGUCAGAACGACUGGAUGACACAGAACCAUACUUCAUUGGAAUAUUUUGUUUCGAGGCUGGAAUUAAAAUUAUUGCCUUAGGAUUUGCUUUCCACAAAGGCUCCUACCUAAGGAAUGGCUGGAACGUGAUGGACUUUGUGGUGGUUCUAACAGGCAUCUUGGCAACAGUUGGCACUGAUUUUGACCUGCGGACUCUGCGGGCAGUUCGUGUACUCCGGCCACUAAAGCUAGUGUCGGGAAUCCCAAGUUUACAAGUCGUUCUCAAGUCCAUCAUGAAGGCCAUGAUACCUCUGCUACAAAUUGGCCUCCUCCUAUUUUUUGCAAUCCUUAUUUUUGCAAUCAUAGGGUUAGAAUUUUAUAUGGGGAAAUUUCACACCACCUGCUUAGACAUUCAUACAGAGGAAAUCAAGCUUGAAGUUCCAUGUGGAACAGCUGCACCAGCGCGCCUCUGUCCUAAUGGGACCAAGUGUGACAAGUACUGGGAUGGGCCCAACUACGGGAUCACACAGUUUGAUAACAUUCUGUUUGCUGUGCUGACUGUCUUCCAGUGUAUCACCAUGGAAGGGUGGACCGAACUCCUUUAUUAUAGCAACGAUGCCUCAGGGAAUGCUUGGAACUGGUUGUACUUCAUCCCCCUCAUCAUCAUUGGAUCCUUUUUUAUGCUCAACCUUGUGCUGGGGGUGCUUUCUGGGGAGUUUGCCAAAGAAAGAGAGCGAGUGGAGAACCGACGCGCGUUUUUGAAGCUGAGAAGGCAGCAACAGAUUGAACGGGAACUCAAUGGCUAUAUGGAGUGGAUUUCCAAAGCGGAAGAAGUGAUUCUGGCUGAAGAUGACAUAGAAGGAGAACCUCGUCACCCCUUCGAUGCGCUUCGGAGGGCCACAAUCAAGAAAAGCAAGACGGACCUGCUGAACCCAGAGGAAGCAGAUGACCCACUGGCUGACAUCUCCUCAGUGGGUUCACCCUUCGCUCGAGCCAGCAUCAGAAGUGCCAAGCUGGAAAACGCCACUUUCUUUCACAAAAAGGAGCGGAGGUUGCGUUUCUAUAUCCGCCGAAUGGUCAAAACUCAGGCCUUUUACUGGACAGUCCUCAGUCUGGUAGCUCUCAACACUUUGUGUGUUGCUAUAGUACACUACAAACAGCCAGAUUGGCUAUCUGACUUCCUCUACUAUGCAGAAUUCAUUUUCUUAGGGCUCUUUAUGUCCGAAAUGUUUAUAAAAAUGUAUGGGCUCGGAACGCGGCCUUACUUUCACUCAUCCUUCAACUGCUUCGACUGUGCUGUUAUUAUUGGGAGCAUCUUUGAGGUGAUCUGGGCUGUGGUGAAGCCUGGCACCUCCUUUGGUAUCAGCGUCUUACGAGCUCUCAGGUUACUGCGCAUUUUCAAAGUCACAAAGUACUGGGCUUCCCUAAGGAACCUAGUUGUAUCUCUGCUGAACUCCAUGAAGUCCAUCAUCAGCCUCCUUUUCCUCCUCUUCCUCUUCAUAGUCGUCUUUGCCCUCUUGGGAAUGCAGCUCUUUGGGGGCCAGUUCAAUUUUGAUCAAGGGACCCCUCCAACCAACUUUGACACUUUCCCAGCAGCAAUAAUGACAGUAUUCCAGAUCUUGACUGGUGAAGACUGGAACGCAGUGAUGUAUGAUGGUAUCCAAUCUCAGGGUGGUGUCAAUAAAGGAAUGGUGUUCUCAAUCUAUUUCAUUGUACUGACCUUGUUUGGUAACUACACCUUGCUCAAUGUCUUCUUGGCUAUCGCUGUGGACAAUCUAGCCAAUGCACAGGAGCUUACCAAGGAUGAACAAGAAGAAGAAGAAGCAGCCAAUCAGAAACUCGCCCUCCAGAAGGCAAAAGAGGUAGCAGAAGUGAGCCCUUUGUCCGCAGCCAACAUGUCGAUAGCAGUCAAAGAACAACAAAAAAACCAGAAAGUUGCCAAAUCAGUUUGGGAGCAGCGGACAAGUGAGAUGCGGAAACAGAACCUGAUGGCGAGUCGGGAAGCACUGUACAAUGAGCUGGACCCUGAGGAUCGCUGGAAGGUCACUUAUGCCCGGCAGAUGCGGCCAGACAUGAAAACCCACUUAGACCGGCCAUUAGUGGUAGAUCCUCAGGAGAAUCGCAACAAUAACACCAACAAGACACGUCCCAAUGAACCACCCCUGGACCAACACUUCAGACAGCAGCGGCCUGAGGAAUUCCUACGAAAGCCUCCUCGCUAUCACGACCGUGCACAGGAUCCUCGUGCUUAUGAACGCGCCGACUCAGGUAGCUUUGAGCCCCGGCGCCCACGGAGCAGCAGCAAAGAGAUUGACUUUGGCCACGAAGGCAGGUGCCAUGAGAUUGAUUAUCCCAGCAAGGAGCACAACGCUAUCAUUGAGCGUAGCUAUCAUGGUGACUGUGACUCAGAGCGCAUCAGAGUACUGGACCCAGAUCGCCACCACCGAGGCAGCAAAGAGAGCCGAAGUGGGUCUCCUCGUGCAGGCGAUGGUGAUCGGGAGCACCGGCGGCAUCGUGCUCACCGCCGGACGCCAGAUGAGGGAGGUGGCGAGGAGACUGGCAGAAGUGAGCGCCGUCCUCGACACCGUGAAGGGAGCAGGCCUGCACGGGGCGAUGUUGAUGGAGAACAGCCUGAUGGAGAAAAGCGUCGACGGCACCGGCAUACUGCACAGUCCACCUAUGAUACUGAUGGCAAGGAGCGCAGGCAUCGACGCAGGAAAGAAAACCAAGGCUCUAGCCUUCCACCUGGACCAAACCUGUCUACUACACGGCCAAUCCAACAAGAUAUGGGACGCAUAGAGCCCCCAGUGGCUGAGGAUAUAGACAACAUGAAGAACAAUAAGCUGGCAACCAGUGAAACCUCAGAUCCUCACCCCAUCAGCCACCCUCAGACUUUUACCAAAGGAGGUAGUCACCCAAACUCUACACCAAGCCACAACUCUCAAGACCUACCUGUUCCUUUAGACCAGCCACUCCCUAACUUUCAGAAUUCUGCCAUUCGUCGGGUGCCCAAUAACCUGGGUAAUCCAUCCAACCCAGGACCCACUAAGAACCCUGAGAACAGCCUCAUCGUUACCAACCCCACCACCCAGAACAAUCCAUCCCAAACUGCUAAGAAACCAGAGCACACCGCAGUGGAGAUCCCGCCCACUUUUCCACCACCUAUCAACAAUGCUAUCAUGCAAGUGAAUAAAAAUGCCAAUCCCGAGCCUCUGCCCAAAAAGGAGGAAGAGAAAAAGGAAGAAGAAGACGAUGACGGAGGAGAGAAUGGGCCCAAGCCCAUGCCGCCAUACAGCUCUAUGUUCAUCCUUUCCACCACUAAUCCAUUCCGAAGGCUGUGCCAUUACAUCGUCAAUCUGCGUUACUUUGAGAUCUCCAUCCUGAUGGUGAUUGCCAUGAGCAGCAUUGCACUCGCUGCUGAAGAUCCUGUGCAGCCAAGCGCUCCCCGAAACAAUGUUCUCCGUUACUUUGACUAUGUCUUUACAGGUGUCUUCACCUUUGAAAUGGUUGUUAAGAUGAUAGACUUAGGACUGGUUCUUCAUCAAGGUGCCUAUUUCCGGGACCUGUGGAACAUUCUGGAUUUCAUUGUGGUCAGUGGAGCACUGGUGGCAUUUGCCUUCACAGGCAGCAAAGGGAAGGAUAUCAACACCAUUAAAUCCUUGCGUGUUCUUCGUGUCCUCAGACCUCUCAAAACUAUCAAGCGAUUGCCAAAGCUCAAGGCUGUCUUUGAUUGUGUGGUAAACUCACUCAAAAACGUCCUCAACAUCCUCAUUGUGUACAUGCUCUUCAUGUUCAUCUUUGCGGUGGUGGCUGUCCAGCUCUUCAAGGGCAAGUUCUUCUUCUGCACUGAUGAGUCCAAGGAGUUUGAAAAGGACUGCAAGGGAGAGUACCUAGUGUAUGAAAAAAACAAUGAAGUGAAGGCUGAGAAACGAGAGUGGAGGAAAUAUGACUUCCAUUAUGACAACGUGCUGUGGGCCCUGCUUACUCUUUUCACCGUAUCUACAGGAGAAGGCUGGCCACAAGUCCUCAAGAACUCAGUGGAUGCUACCUAUGAGAAUCAGGGCCCCAGCCCUGGUUAUCGCAUGGAGAUGUCCAUCUUCUAUGUGGUCUACUUUGUGGUCUUCCCAUUUUUCUUUGUCAACAUUUUUGUGGCCUUAAUCAUCAUCACCUUCCAGGAGCAGGGGGACAAGAUGAUGGAAGAGUACAGCUUGGAGAAGAAUGAGCGAGCCUGCAUUGACUUUGCCAUCAGCGCCAAGCCUCUUACCCGGCACAUGCCCCAGAACAAACAGAGCUUUCAGUAUCGUAUGUGGCAGUUUGUGGUUUCACCACCUUUUGAGUACACCGUUAUGGCCAUGAUUGCUCUCAACACCAUCGUCUUAAUGAUGAAAUACUACAAUGCCUCACACCUGUAUGAACAAGUACUAAAGAUGUUCAACAUUGUCUUUACUGCCCUGUUUUCCUUGGAAUGUGUUCUGAAAAUCAUUGCCUUUGGAGUGAUGAAUUAUUUCCGUGAUGCCUGGAAUAUCUUUGAUUUUGUCACAGUUCUGGGUAGCAUCACAGACAUCUUAGUGACAGAGUUUGGGAAUAACUUCAUCAGCCUGAGUUUCCUCAGGCUAUUCCGAGCUGCCCGCCUCAUUAAGCUGCUCCGACAGGGCUACACCAUCCGCAUCCUGCUUUGGACCUUUGUCCAGUCAUUUAAGGCCCUUCCAUACGUGUGCCUGCUGAUUGCAAUGCUCUUUUUCAUCUAUGCCAUCAUCGGCAUGCAGGUGUUUGGUAACAUUGGCAUUAAAGAUGAGGAUUCUGCAAUCAAUGAGCACAACAAUUUCCGCACGUUCUUUCAGGCCCUGAUGCUUCUCUUUAGGAGUGCCACAGGUGAGGCUUGGCAUGAGAUCAUGCUCGCCUGUCUGGGUGGAAAGGCCUGUGACGAGAAAGCAGAUGCCAAAGACAAUGAGUGUGGCAAUGAGUUCGCAUAUUUCUAUUUUGUUUCCUUCAUCUUCCUGUGCUCUUUUCUGAUGUUGAACCUUUUUGUGGCUGUCAUCAUGGAUAACUUUGAGUACCUGACACGUGAUUCUUCCAUUCUGGGGCCUCAUCACCUGGACGAGUAUGUGCGCGUGUGGGCUGAGUAUGACCCUUCUGCCUGGGGCCGGAUGACUUUCAUGGACAUGUAUGAGAUGCUGAGACAUAUGUCUCCACCCCUGGGGUUAGGGAAGAAAUGCCCAGCCCGUGUGGCUUAUAAGAGACUACUUCGUAUGGAUUUGCCUGUGGCAGAUGACAAUACAGUCCAUUUCAAUUCCACCCUCAUGGCAUUGAUCCGAACUGCGCUUGACAUCAAGAUUGCUAAAGGAGGGGCUGACAAACAGCAGAUGGAUAAUGAGCUGAGGAAAGAGAUGAUGGCAAUUUGGCCCAACCUCUCCCAGAAAACACUGGAUUUGCUGGUCACCCCUCACAAAUCUACUGACCUGACAGUGGGCAAAAUCUAUGCAGCCAUGAUGAUCAUGGAAUAUUACCGCCAAAGCAAGGCCAAGAAACUGCAAGCUAUGCGAGAGGAGCAGAAUCGGACACCACUUAUGUUCCAACGCAUGGAACCACCAUCCCCAUCCCAGGAAGGUGGUCAAGGACAGAACGCUCUCCCCUCAUCGCAACUGGAUCAAGGAGGUGGAAUGAGCAUGCAGGAAGGGGGAAUGAAAGAAAGUGAGUCAUGGGUCACACAGCGAGCCCAGGAGAUGUUCCAGAAAACAGGAACCUGGAGCCCUGAGCGAGGGCACUCAGAAGACAUGCCAAAUAGUCGGACCAAUUCCCAGUCUGUAGAGAUGCGGGAGAUGGCAAAGGAUGGCUACUCAGACAGUGACCCAUACUUGCCCAUGGAAGGGCACGGUCGUGCUGCGUCCAUGCCACGGUUGCCAGCUGAGAACCAGAGGAGGAGGGCGCGACCGCGAGGGAAUAAUCUCAGUACAAUCACAGAUGCAAGCCCCAUGAAACGCUCUGCCUCCAUGUUGGGCCACUCGCGCUCCAAAGGCAUGCGCUUGGAUGACUAUUCUUUGGAGAGGGUAAUCCCAGAAGAGAGCCAGCGGCAUCACCGGCGGCGGGAGCGAGGCCAUCGGACGUCAGAGCGCUCACUCAGCCGAUAUACAGAUGUGGACACAGGUCUGGGCACAGACCUCAGUAUGACCACACAGUCAGGUGACCUACCUCCCAAAGAAAGAGACCAGGAACGAGGGAGGCCGAAAGACCGGAAACAUCACCACCACCAUCACCACCAUCAUCACCACCAAACGUCUUCUGACAAGGAGCGGUACUCACAAGAGAGGCACGAAUACAGCCGGCCUCGCUCUAGAGAUCGACGUUGGUCCCGCUCACCCAGUGAGGGCAGAGACCACAUGCCUCAUAGGCAGUAGUUCCGUCAGCGGCAGCCCGGUCCUCUCCACGUCCGGCACCAGCACCCCGAGGCGAGGCCGCCGCCAGCUCCCGCAGACCCCUUCGACGCCCCGGCCGCACGUCUCCUACUCCCCGGUGGU
This is a messenger RNA of Heteronotia binoei (common prickly gecko), 7299 nucleotides long. It is a transcript of the gene CACNA1A, whose product is annotated as calcium voltage-gated channel subunit alpha1 A. Lineage: Eukaryota; Metazoa; Chordata; Lepidosauria; Squamata; Gekkonidae. Bases 175 to 7179 code for a protein of 2334 amino acids. Gene Ontology annotation, molecular function: high voltage-gated calcium channel activity. Gene Ontology annotation, cellular component: membrane; voltage-gated calcium channel complex; neuronal cell body. The transcript is spliced from 49 exons. Gene Ontology annotation, biological process: calcium ion import across plasma membrane; chemical synaptic transmission. The record is from RefSeq and is a predicted model, not a curated record.